ACGUUGGAUUUUUUCCUCUCCACCAUCGUCGAUCGCACCGCUUUUGAUCUUGGGUCCAGUCGCCCCGGCGGCUUUCUCCUUUUCCGGUGUAGCGGGGGACGGUGAGGAAUGAGGGAGUGGAGACGGAGAGCCGUGAAGGGACCUGAGGGGCCUACCCAGAAGCCUUUGAGCCCGGAGCCGUGCACAGAGUAGGUACCUGAGGCGCCUACCCAGAAGCCUUUGAGGGUGGAGCCGUGAAGGUAGCUGAGGGGCCUACCCAGAAGCCUUUGAGCCUGGAGCCAUGAUGGUACCUGAGAGGCCUACCUAAAAGACUUUGACCCUGGAGCCGUGAAGGUACCUGAGGGGCCUACCCAGAAGCCUUUGAGGGUGGAGCUGUGAAGGUAGCUCAGGGGCCUACCCAGAAGCCUUUUAGCCUGGAGCCGUGAAGGUACCUGAGGGGCCUACCUAGAAGACUUUGAGCGUGGAGCCGUGAAGGUAGCAGAGGGGCCUACCCAGAAGCCUUUGAGUGUGGAGCCGUGAAGGUACCUGAGGGGCUUACCCAGAAGCCUUUGAGGGUGGAGCCGUGAAAGUACCUCAGGGGCCUACCCAGAAGUCUUUGAGCCGUGAAGGUAGCUGAGGGGCCUACCCAGAAGCCUUUGAGCCUGGAGCCGUGAAGGUAGCUGAGGGGCCUACCCAGAAGCCUUUGAGCCUGGAGCCGUGAAGGUAGCUGAGGGGCCUACUCAGAAGCCUUUGAGCCUGAAGUCGUGAAGGUACCUGAGAGGCCUACCCAGAAGCCUUUGAGUCUGAAGCCGUGAAGGUACCUGAGAGGCCUACCCAGAAGCCUUUGAGUCUGAAGCCGUGAAGGUACCUGAGAGGCCUACCCAGAAGCCUUUGAGUCUGAAGCCGUGAAGGUAGCAGAGGGGCCUACCCAGAAGCCUUUGAGCCUGGAGCGGCGAAGGUAGCUGAGGGGCCUACCCGGAAGCCUCCGAGUGUGGCGCCGUGAAGGUACCUGAGGGGCCUACCCAGACGUCUUUGAGCCCAGAGCCGUGAAGGUAGCUGAGGGGCCUACCCAGAAGCCUUUGAGCCUGGAGCCGUGCAGCGUGUAGGUACUUGAGGGGCCUACCCAGAAGCCUUUGAGCCCGGAGCCGUGAAGGUACCUGAGGGGCCUACCCAGAAGCCUUUGAGUGUGGAGCUGUGAAGGUACCUGAGGGGCCUACCCAGAAGCCUUUGAGCCCGGAGCCAUGCAGUGUGUAGGUACCUGAGGGGCCUACCCAGAAGCCUUUGAGCCCGGAGCCGUGCAGCGUGUAGGUAGGCUACCCAGAACCCUUUGAGCCUGGAGACAUGCAGCGUGUAGGUAACUGAGGGGCCCACCCAGAAGCCUUUGAGCUCGGAACCGUGCAGCGUGUAGGUACCUGAGAGGCCUACCCAGAAGCCUUUGAGCCCAGAGCCGUGCAGCGAGUAAGGUACCUGAGGGCCCUACCCAGAAGCCUUUGAGCCCGGAGCCGUGCAGUGUGUAGGUACCUGAGAGGCCUACCCAGAAGCCUUUGAGCCUGGAGCCGUGAAGGUUCCUGAGGAGCCUACUCAGAAGCCUUUGAGCCUGGAGACAUGCAGCGUGUAGGUAACUGAGGGGCCCACCCAGAAGCCUUUGAGCCUGGAGCCGUGCAGCGUGUAGGUACCUGAGGGGCCUACCCAGAAGCCUUUGAGCCCGGAGCCGUGCAGCGUGUAGAUUUCUGCGAAGCAGGCUUACCGUCGUGAAUUUUAUGUAAAAGGCAAUCUGAAUGAGUCUGCAGGUUUUCAAGCAGCUAAAUGGAGUCUGAGCAGUUGUUCCACAGAGGCUACUAUCGAAACAGUUACAACAGUAUUACCAGUGCCAGUAGUGAUGAGGAGCUUUUAGAUGGAGCAGGGGUCAUUAUGGACUUUCAGACCUCUGAAGAUGACAACUUGUUAGACGGUGAUGCAUCGGUUGGAACACAUUAUACAAUGACAAAUGGAGGAAGCAUCAACAGCUCAACACACUUACUGGAUCUUUUGGAUGAACCCAUCCCCGGAGUUGGAACGUACGAUGACUUCCACACAAUCGAUUGGGUGCGGGAGAAAUGUAAAGACAGAGAAAGGCACCGGCGGAUCAACAGCAAAAAGAAAGAAUCUGCUUGGGAAAUGACAAAAAGUUUGUACGAUGCAUGGUCAGGAUGGCUAGUAGUUACCCUAACAGGAUUGGCAUCAGGGGCAUUGGCAGGGUUAAUAGACAUUGCUGCCGACUGGAUGACUGAUCUAAAGGAGGGCAUCUGCCUCCACGCAUUGUGGUACAACCAUGAGCAGUGUUGUUGGGCAUCUAAUGAGACAACAUUUGAAGAGAGAGAUAAGUGUCCUCAAUGGAAAACGUGGGCAGAACUAAUCAUCGGUCAAGCAGAGGGACCGGGUUCUUACAUCAUGAACUACAUAAUGUACAUCUUCUGGGCUCUGGGCUUUGCCUUCCUAGCCGUCUCUCUGGUGAAGAUAUUUGCUCCGUACGCCUGUGGCUCUGGAAUUCCAGAGAUUAAAACGAUUCUCAGUGGAUUCAUCAUCAGAGGAUAUUUGGGCAAGUGGACUUUGAUGAUUAAAACGAUCACAUUAGUACUGGCAGUGGCAUCGGGGUUGAGUUUAGGGAAAGAAGGUCCUCUGGUACAUGUGGCCUGUUGCUGUGGAAAUAUUUUUUCCUACCUCUUUCCCAAGUACAGCACCAAUGAAGCUAAAAAAAGGGAGGUGCUGUCAGCUGCUUCCGCAGCCGGAGUGUCUGUAGCCUUUGGUGCUCCCAUUGGUGGAGUCCUUUUUAGUCUGGAAGAGGUGAGCUAUUAUUUCCCCCUGAAAACCUUGUGGAGGUCGUUCUUCGCCGCACUGGUGGCCGCAUUCGUUCUGCGCUCCAUCAAUCCCUUCGGGAACAGCCGCCUGGUCCUCUUUUACGUGGAGUACCACACCCCCUGGUACCUCUUCGAACUGUUGCCCUUCAUCCUCCUGGGGGUGUUCGGCGGGCUGUGGGGAGCGUUCUUCAUCCGGGCCAACAUCGCCUGGUGCCGCCGGCGGAAGUCCACCCGGUUCGGGAAGUACCCCGUGCUGGAAGUCAUCGUGGUGGCGGCCAUCACGGCCGUCGUCGCCUUCCCCAACCCCUACACCCGGCUGAACACCAGCGAGCUGAUCAAGGAGCUCUUCACCGACUGCGGCCCGCUGGAGUCGUCCUCCCUGUGCGACUACAGGAACGACAUGAACGCCAGUAAGAUAGUGGACGACAUCCCCGACCGGCCCGCCGGCACCGGCGUGUACUCGGCCAUCUGGCAGCUCUGCCUGGCCCUGAUCUUUAAGAUCAUCAUGACCGUCUUCACUUUCGGGAUCAAGGUUCCGUCCGGCUUGUUCAUCCCCAGCAUGGCCAUCGGUGCCAUAGCGGGAAGGAUUGUGGGCAUUGCAGUGGAGCAGCUGGCCUACUUCCACCACGACUGGUUCAUCUUCAAGGAGUGGUGUGAAGUUGGAGCAGAUUGCAUUACCCCAGGCCUUUAUGCCAUGGUGGGAGCGGCAGCAUGCUUAGGCGGCGUGACCAGGAUGACCGUCUCCCUGGUGGUGAUCGUGUUCGAGCUGACGGGCGGGCUGGAGUACAUCGUCCCCCUCAUGGCCGCCGUGAUGACCAGUAAGUGGGUGGGCGACGCCUUCGGGCGCGAGGGCAUUUACGAGGCCCACAUCCGGCUGAACGGGUACCCGUUCCUGGACGCCAAGGAGGAGUUCACGCACACCACCCUGGCCGCCGACGUCAUGAGGCCCCGGCGCGGCCAGCCCCCGCUGGCCGUCCUCACCCAGGACGACAUGACCGUGGACGGCAUAGAGAGCCUCAUCAACGACACCAGCUACAACGGGUUCCCGGUCAUCAUGUCCAAGGAAUCGCAGAGGCUGGUGGGCUUCGCCCUCCGGAGGGAUUUGACCAUCGCCAUAGAAAGUGCCCGGAAAAAGCAGGAGGGCAUCGUUGGCAGCUCCCGCGUCUGUUUCGCCCAGCACACCCCGUCCCUUCCGGCCGAAAGCCCACGGCCUCUGAAGCUGCGGAGCAUUCUGGACAUGAGCCCCUUCACCGUGACGGACCACACCCCCAUGGAGAUCGUGGUGGAUAUUUUCCGCAAGCUGGGUCUGAGGCAGUGCCUCGUCACGCACAACGGGAUUGUCUUGGGGAUCAUCACAAAGAAGAACAUAUUAGAGCAUCUCGAGCAACUAAAGCAGCACGUCGAACCCCUGGCGCCUCCUUGGCAUUAUAACAAAAAAAGAUAUCCUCCGUCAUAUGGCCCAGACGGCAAACCACGACCCCGCGUCAAUAAUGUUCAACUGAAUCCCAUAGCUGAGGAGAGAGAGGAAACGGAAGAGGAAGUUCAUUUGUUGAAUAGCACAACACUUUAACUUGGGGGGGCCUGGUG
This is a messenger RNA of Tachyglossus aculeatus (Australian echidna), 4403 nucleotides long. It is a transcript of the gene CLCN3, whose product is annotated as chloride voltage-gated channel 3. The record is from RefSeq and is a predicted model, not a curated record. The transcript has 15 exons. NCBI's taxonomy places the organism in Eukaryota, Metazoa, Chordata, Mammalia, Monotremata, Tachyglossidae. Gene Ontology annotation, biological process: chloride transport; transmembrane transport. Gene Ontology annotation, molecular function: voltage-gated chloride channel activity. Gene Ontology annotation, cellular component: membrane; Golgi apparatus; early endosome. Bases 1786 to 4386 code for a protein of 866 amino acids.